Messenger RNA from Rotaria sp. Silwood2, 603 nucleotides. NCBI's taxonomy places the organism in Eukaryota, Metazoa, Rotifera, Eurotatoria, Philodinida, Philodinidae. The record is from the annotation of a GenBank genome assembly.
AUGUCAUUAAUAAUAAAAGAUUCCAUACAAUUACAAGCAAAUCUGUGCACAUCAUCAGGAUGUAAUUUACCAAGUGAAGCUAUAUGUUGUCACUGCCAUAAACAAUAUUGUCAUUUAUAUUUUAUGUGCCAUCGAAAAUAUUUAAUAGAUAAUAUGCAAUCAAUAUCUGAACAAAUGUCAUUAAAUCAUGCGCAAUUACUUAAUUCAAAAUUAUCUCGCCGAAUAUUUUUACCAGCUGAUAUUAUUUUAGAAUUAGGUCGUAAAUAUGCAUAUAAUAUGUUUGAUAAAUUAUCAUCGAUAUAUAAAUCUGAUUGUUAUGUUAUUCAACGUAAAAGUGAACGAUUUAUUGAAAAUUAUCGUUAUUAUAACGAAUUAAUUAAUUUACGACAAAAAUGGACCUUUCUUCAAGCUGCUCUAACAACGUUUUAUUUUCCAGCGAAAAAUGGUAUUUCAUUAGAUAAAAUUCUUACAUUUCUUGAGUAUCGUCACGCUUAUAAUUUUACUUAUAUAAAUGAAACAUCGAUUGAAAAAACUGAUGAAACAAUAACUAGUAGUGAUUUGAUUAAAACUGAUAGGGAUCAUUGUGAUGAUGAAACAUCUUGA